CGUCAUCCGACCCUCCCUCACUGACACCACCGACCGUCGACGAAGGCUAAAGCUGUAGGGGUUAAGUGGACGUUUCGGCUGUUUAGGCAGGUUUAUUAACGCUCUGUAGGCCGACAUGGAUGAUUUUGAUAUGCUCGGCGCGCCUCAGAACAACGCGGGAAAUGGCGUCGGUGGUGAAGAUGAUGAUCCCGCCGCGGCUUUCCUCGCGCAGCAGGAGAGUGAGAUCGCGGGCAUAGAGAAUGAUGAAGGCUUCAGCAUCCUGGACGGCGGAGAGAUUCCACAAAGCCUCACUGACAACAACGGUGGAGCACUGAAUGGAGAUAUGCACGAGACUAACGGCCCCUCUGACUUUUACGCUGCCAUCUCCAGUGCUGACCGCAUGCAGGCGGAGCCCGAAAGUCUGCGCAAGUGGAGGGAGGAGCAACUUGAAAGACUGGAGGUUCUGGAUGCGAACUCUCGUAAACAGGAAGCGGAGUGGAAGGAGAAAGCGAAGGAGGAGUUGGAAGAGUGGCACGCUCGACAAGACGAACAGCUCGCUAAGACUAAAAUCAACAACAGGGUUUUGGACGAGGAUUUCUACAAACAGCCCUUCGCUCACCUGAUUGGUUAUGUCACUCAUAUUAACCAUCCUUGCUACCGCCUAGACCAGUUAAGUAAAAAAACAGAACAGAAUCAUGAUGAUGAUGAUAAUUAUUUAAAAAAGUAGGAGAUGAUUAAAGGGGGAGUGAAUGAGUACUGAAGAAAUUGCUAAUGGCUAAUUUUCUAUCAAUGCUAAGGUUCUGGAUAUUGUUGUUGUCAUGGUGAUGUGCUGGUGGUUUUGGUAGCGUGUGUGUGUGCGUGAUUGGGCUUGCGAACAUGAAACAUACUGGCUCUCAUCCUCAUUUUGCUCUGCGCGUGUGUGUGUGUGUGUGUGGUGGUGUUAUUUGUUAUUGUGGUUGUUGUUUAUUAUUAUUAUUAUUAUUAUUAUUAUUAUUAUUAGACACUUAGCUUGCCAUGACUUGUAAUAAACCAUAAUAAAUCCUAAUUUUAGUCAAACACAGCCCGUAUCUAAGCAACCAUUCAAAUCUUCAUCUUACAGACACUCUGCAUCCCCAUUAAGUCAGUUUGUGCUUGGGGGCGUGUCCUAACUGAUCGUCCAACGAAACGCUGCGUAGCACUUCCGCCAGUCUUUACACCGCUGUAGUCCGAACUCCACCGAAACACACACCGUCAUCACGGCCUCCUGUCCUGCUGUGAUCGGAUUGGACAGUGAGGGCGAGGUCAGGCGGGCAUGUUCUAAAUCCUAUUGGCUGAUAUGGAAGUAAGGUCAGACCCUCAAGUAGCUUCAAACAGUAAUACAUCCACGAGACGUUCGCAGACUUUAUACAGCAAGGCCGCCUCAGACGCUCGACUCGACUCGGUGUUCCUUCUAAAUUUCAACAAAUGUUUAUAUAAAAACUGGACAAAUGGAAGGACAGAUGGAGCUGGAUGUCAUCAGUAUAGCAGUGAUGUGAGAAGCCAUGAGACUCAAUCACAGGCCCCAGAGAUGUAGUGUAACUAGAAAAGAGCAGUGGACCCAGAACCGAGCCCUGGGGAAUCCCAGUUGUGGGUUGCUGAGAUUCAGAAGCCCCGCCCCUCCACAAUACCUUCUGCCUGAGAGAUAUGACUCCACCCAGCGCAGAGGCGUUCCGGUGAUGUCGAGACCGGAGAGAGCCGACAGGAGGAUCUGACGGUUCAGUGUUAAAGGCAGCAGAGAGGUGGAGUCGGACGAGGACGGAGGAUCUCCAGGUUGAUCUUGUCUAGACGUAAGGCUUCAGGGACAGAGCGGUCUGUCUGGAGUGUCUGCUCUUGGAGCCGGACUGCUUGGUGUCCAGGAGGUUGUUCUGUGAGAAAAGUGAUUAAAGAGCGCCGAUUAAAACUUUUCAGUCGUUACCCUCUCUGAGCACGUUACCUUUUAUGGAGUUUUGUGGGCGUCACUAAAUGCAAAUGAGCCGUGUCAGGAUCAACAUACACACCCGAGUACAAAGAAAACCAGCGUUUCGGAAACGUCCGUACACCUGGCCGACAAUUUCAGGGGAAAAAAUGGUUUGGGGGAAAAAAGAUAUUUACAUUUAAUUACAAUAAUGCAACUCAACACAUGUAGAAC
Molecule: messenger RNA, 2125 nt
Organism: Ictalurus furcatus (blue catfish)
Lineage: Eukaryota; Metazoa; Chordata; Actinopteri; Siluriformes; Ictaluridae
Gene: clta
Product: clathrin, light chain A
Exons: 6
Coding region: 116-706 (196 amino acids)
Biological process (GO): clathrin coat assembly; clathrin-dependent endocytosis; intracellular protein transport
Cellular component (GO): clathrin coat of coated pit; plasma membrane; postsynaptic endocytic zone cytoplasmic component
Molecular function (GO): structural molecule activity; clathrin heavy chain binding
Source: RefSeq, a predicted model, not a curated record